UGCAAAGCCUGCAGAACUCAUUGAUCAUGAAGCCAUCAAGCAGCCUUCUGCUUUUGGUCAGUGUGGCUUAUUUGUUCCUCUUUGCAGAGGCUGUGAGCCAGGGAGGCUGCCAGGACCUGUCCCAGGAAUUGGAUAAAAAGGCUUUUUGCAGCAACUAUGAGCAACUAGCUACAGGUGGAAAACCCUGUCCCAAGAUCCACAAACCAGUUUGUGGUACUGAUGAACAAACUUACCAUAAUCGCUGUGAAUUCUGCAAAGCAGCUAAGGAAAGAAAUGGAAAGCUCAGUUUCAAACACGAUGGGAAAUGUUGAUUUCUCUGAUGCUGCAAUGCUGGAAGGGCCUUGGUUUGCCUUUUGCCACAGGUUUACUCCCUGUUAUCCAGACUUCCUUGCAAUGUAUUUCCCACCAGUUAUUAUGCAUAACAGAAAGCAGUUUCAAUAAAGCUAUCUUGGCUGACAUUCUACAUUGAUGUGUUUUUUAGAUAAUGAUAGAGUCACCUUUGUAAUUGCUGGACCAUCUUCCUAUGAAAUGAUGU
Molecule: messenger RNA, 535 nt
Organism: Manis javanica (Malayan pangolin)
Lineage: Eukaryota; Metazoa; Chordata; Mammalia; Pholidota; Manidae
Product: serine protease inhibitor Kazal-type 12-like
Molecular function (GO): protein binding
Source: RefSeq, a predicted model, not a curated record